Amphiprion ocellaris (clown anemonefish) is the source of this 1896-nucleotide messenger RNA. It is a transcript of the gene nthl1, whose product is annotated as nth-like DNA glycosylase 1. Gene Ontology annotation, molecular function: DNA-(apurinic or apyrimidinic site) endonuclease activity; DNA binding; oxidized pyrimidine nucleobase lesion DNA N-glycosylase activity. The record is from RefSeq and is a predicted model, not a curated record. NCBI's taxonomy places the organism in Eukaryota, Metazoa, Chordata, Actinopteri, Pomacentridae. The transcript has 6 exons. Gene Ontology annotation, biological process: nucleotide-excision repair; base-excision repair, AP site formation; base-excision repair. Gene Ontology annotation, cellular component: nucleus. The coding region runs from base 78 to 1253 and encodes 391 amino acids.
ACUACGAACGGUAAACUAACUUCAGCUGCGUGUGGCUGCAGCAGCUCCACGGCGUGUUCAUGUAGUUUGGUUUAAUAAUGGCUUCCCCUUACUUCAUGCACAGCAGGUCCGUCCUGACCCGCGGUGGGAACCAGUCCGCUAUCUGUCCACCUGCUGCGGCUUCCCUCAGGUCCAGACUCACCCGCAGAAGGACCAAGGACCAGGUUUCCUCUGUGGCGGUGAAGGUGGAGGCGGAGGAGGCGACAGUGUCCGAGCAGAGACCCUCCUCGGCCCCCUUAUCGACCGGUAGUUGCUGUGAGCUUAAGCCAAAAACAGAACCAGAAGCUUCACUACAGCAUCCACACAGUCGCAGGAGGAGACAGCUAAAGGUGGAAUAUGACCAGGAUGAGGGUGUUUCACCGGUGAAGACGGAGUGCUGGGAACCUCCUGACUGGAAGAAACAGUUGGGAUUCAUUCGUGAGAUGAGGAGCAGUCGUGAUGCACCUGUAGAUAACAUGGGAGCAGAGAAAUGCUACGACACCAACGCCCCUGGACAUGUGAGGCGUUUCCAGGUGCUGGUGUCGCUCAUGUUGUCCAGUCAGACGAAGGACCAGGUGACAGCAGCAGCGAUGCAGAAGCUCCGAGCGCAUGGCUGCACUGUCGAAAAUAUACUGGCUACUGAUGAUGAAAAACUGGGAAAACUCAUCUAUCCUGUGGGAUUCUGGAGGAAUAAGGUGAAGUAUCUGAAGCUGACGUCCGCCAUGCUGCAGAAGGAGUUUGGAGGAGACAUCCCAAACACUGUGGAGGGGCUGGUUCGUCUACCGGGAGUUGGACCCAAGAUGGCUCAUCUGGCAAUGGACAUCGCCUGGGACCAAGUGUCCGGCAUUGGUGUGGACACACAUGUGCAUCGUAUCUCUAACAGGCUGGGCUGGCUCAGAAAGCCAACCAAGAGCCCAGAGGAAACACGCAAAGCCCUGGAGGAGUGGUUACCCAGGGAGCUGUGGAGUGAGAUCAACUGGCUGCUGGUGGGUUUUGGACAGCAGGUUUGUCAACCUGUCAGUCCUCUUUGCUCCAUGUGUCUGAACCAGCACAGCUGUCCAUCUGCCCACAAGUGCUCCCCUGCAAAGAGGCCUAAAGCUGGAUCACCGUGCUCCACCAGUCCAACCUCAUCCUUUAAAAUAAAAACUGAAUCUGUUAAAGAUGAGACAACAAACAAGGAGUCACCUGUUUCUCCCACCACACUGAGGAGGCCAAAAAACAAAGUUAACUCUUGAUUUUGUGUGAGCUGUGAGCCAAACAUGAAAACAGGCGGUUCAUGUUAACACACACUAAAACACUGAUAUAAGCUGAAUAUCCAGGUGCUUCAGAAUGUCUGUAGAUACUUUCAUGUCUUCUCUUUAUUCGACACUGUAAAAGCGUUAUCUGUUAAAAAAAAAAAAAAAAAAAAAAAAUUACAUUUCCAUUGAGAUUAAAUAUUUUUCUACUGGUCUGUUUUGUUUUUUUAAUAAAUAAAAAGUUUAUAUACUAAAACUUGGUGUAAAAGUCAUGUUUUCAGUUUUGCUAAUUCAAUUUCAUUGCGUGAACAAGAAAAAAACACUUCUCUUAGGCUUGUAUGCAGAUAUUAGUACUUUAAAAUGUAUUUAAAAUGAAUCUGUCAGUCUUUUAUGAAAUGUACAAAAAAUUCCACUUUACUAUGCAGAAAUAAUUCUUGUUAACUAUAAUAAUAACCCCACAAAGUAAAAGGCAUGUUAGAGCAAGAUAUGCCCAGGUGUAAUUAGUACGACCAUAUCCCAUUAUUUGUGAAGAUGAAUGAUAAUUUGUAAAAAUACAGAUUUUUGAUGUUGUGUGUGUACAAUUUCUUGACUUUUUUUCUCUGGUUAAACAAAUUGGCGAAUAUCUGUAAAUUGACAGGUACAU